GACCUAGCGAGCCGAACCAAUAAAGUGAGCGAGCGCAAACCAAAAUCAGUUCUUCCCCGGUGCCGAACGGCGGCGCAGCCGAGAGCCCGAACCAGCUCGCACCGCGUCCGCACCCUCUCCCGCGCCGUCACCGCCCAAUUUCGCAAUCCCGCCUCCCCGCCCGGACGCGCCGCCGCCUCUCCUGCGGCGAGGUGGAGGCGGUGGGAGCCCGGCCCCAUGGCGAGCGGCGGCGGGGACGACGACGCGGGGGUGAAGCGCGUGGCGGACCGCUACCUGAAGCGCGAGGUCCUCGGCGAGGGCACGUACGGUAUCGUCUUCAAGGCCAUCGACACCAAGACUGGGAACACAGUUGCGAUUAAGAAAAUCAGGCUAGGGACGUACAAGGAAGGUGUGAACUUCACUGCAUUGAGGGAAAUUAAACUGCUCAAGGAGCUGAAAGAUCCUAAUAUUAUAGAGCUAAUUGAUUGUUUCCCUUACAAGGGAAACUUGCACCUUGUAUUUGAGUUUAUGGAGACUGACUUGGAAGCUGUCAUACGAGAUAGGAACAUUGUAUUGUCUCCAGCUGACACAAAAUCAUAUGUUCAGAUGAUGUUGAAAGGUCUAGCUUUCUGCCAUAAGAAAUGGGUGCUACACAGGGAUAUGAAACCAAAUAAUUUACUCAUAGGUCCUGAUGGGCAGCUCAAGCUUGCUGACUUUGGUCUGGCACGUAUAUUUGGAAGUCCAGGAAGGAACUUCACUCACCAGGUCUUUGCACGUUGGUACCGUGCACCAGAAUUAUUAUUUGGCUCGAAGCAGUAUGGAUCUGCAGUGGAUAUUUGGGCUGCUGGAUGUAUUUUUGCUGAACUGCUUCUUCGCCGACCCUUUCUCCAGGGUACUAGUGACAUUGAUCAACUUGGGAAGAUCUUCGCUGCAUUGGGAACUCCAAAGUCUUCUCAAUGGCCGGACAUGGUUUAUCUUCCAGAUUAUGUUGAGUAUCAAUUUGUCGCUGCACCUUCUCUUCGUUCAUUGUUUCCGAUGGCCAGUGAUGAUGCUUUAGAUCUUCUAUCAAAAAUGUUUACAUAUGACCCAAAAGCAAGAAUCACUGCUCAGCAGGCUUUAGAACACAGGUACUUUUCAUCAGUACCAGCUCCAACAAAACCAUCACAGCUUCCAAGGCCAUCGCGGAAGGGAGACUCGGGGAAUAACAAGAUACCAGACCUGAACCUGCAGGACGGCCCUGUGGUGCAGUCCCCGCCAAGAAAGUUACGGAGGGUGACAGCGCAUGAAGGGAUGGAAGGUAAUAUGCACCGGGUGGAUAAAGCGGAAGAGCAUCCUUCAGGGGCGAGGCACACUGAUGACAUGUCCAGUCAGAGUGCUAGAAUUCCAAUGUCUGUUGAUGUUGGAGCUGUGUUUGGCACACGACCAGCUCCUAGACCAACCUUGAACAGUGCUGACAAGUCCCGUUUAAAACGAAAACUUGAUAUGGAUCCAGAAUUUGGAUACGGAGAGUAAACGAAACAAGUUCACAGGCACUAUUGUUUUCUUACUGGCAUGCUCAAUUUUAAACUAUUCUUUGGGAGACAGUUUGACUAUUUACCAACAAAAGAGGAUCUGUUGAAAGCCAUAGAACUUCACUGAAGGAUGCUGACAGUCAACUGAGCUGUUAUGAAUUAACUGUACAGCCGGCUCAUCAAGAGGAAAUUGAAGCUAAUUUACUCUGAGUUGUGCACAGGAGCCGAAUUCCGUAAGGAAGGCUCCUAAACCUAUAUGCUUUAUGGGAUGCAUCAUGAGCUGAGAAUGUGUGAUUUAUGGGAUACAUCAUGAGCUGAGAAUGUGUGAUUUAUGGGAUACAUGAGUUUGCUCUUGUUAGAAUGUGUUUGCUUGUACGUGUUUGCAAAGAUUGUGCCGAAAUAUUUGGUUAAUUUUCUGUGGUGUCAAAUUUCAUUCUAUUCUUGUACGGACACUGAGCUGUGAGCAUUUUUCAGUCGGAUGUAUUCGGUAAACUAAGAGCAGCUUGUAUUAUUUGACACGUUUCCCUGUGACAUGAUAAAGCACUGCAUGACGAAAAAGGAAAAAUGUUUAACGAUUUUCUGUUAUAUAAUUACAAUGUGUAUUUUUUUA
Phragmites australis (common reed) is the source of this 2100-nucleotide messenger RNA. Its product is annotated as cyclin-dependent kinase D-1-like. The coding region runs from base 217 to 1491 and encodes 424 amino acids. Gene Ontology annotation, biological process: positive regulation of transcription by RNA polymerase II; protein phosphorylation. NCBI's taxonomy places the organism in Eukaryota, Viridiplantae, Streptophyta, Magnoliopsida, Poales, Poaceae. Gene Ontology annotation, molecular function: cyclin-dependent protein serine/threonine kinase activity; RNA polymerase II CTD heptapeptide repeat kinase activity; ATP binding. Gene Ontology annotation, cellular component: cytoplasm; transcription factor TFIIK complex; transcription factor TFIIH holo complex. The record is from RefSeq and is a predicted model, not a curated record. The transcript has 7 exons.